UCGAACCAGGCCGUUUGCCGAGGAGUGACAUUCACGAGGUUAACUUGCUUUGCUCGAAUCCAACAGUGACGACCAUGCCACCGGUCGACACCCCCGCCAAGCCUGCCAUCGAAGACGACUACGGCAUCAUGGAGGCAUGCAAGCAGGUCUUCCGCGUGCCGUCGUUCACGUUGGAGAGCGGCGUGACGCUGGAUGACGUGCAUGUCAACUACAAAACGUUUGGCGUGCUCAACGCCGCCAAGGACAACGUCCUCUUUGUGUGCCACGCGCUCACGGGCAACGCCGCAUUGGACACAUGGUGGGGCGGGUUGCUCGGCGACGGGAAGCCCUUCGACACGUCCAAGUACUUGGUCGUGUGCGCCAACAUUUUGGGCUCGUGCUACGGCACCACGGGCCCGACCUCAAUCAACCCCCACACCGGAAAGCGAUACGGCGGGUCGUUUCCUGACGUGACCGUUCGAGACACAGUGCGCCUGCACAUUCGACUAGUCGUCGACGAGAUCGGCGCGUCGGAGGUUGCAUGUGUCGUGGGCGGGUCCUUGGGCGGUAUGCAAACCCUUGAGUGGGGAUUUUUGGGUCAAGGGCUGGUCCAGAAGAUUGCCGUCAUUGCGUGCGGCGCCCAGCACUCGGGGUGGCAAAUCGGAAUCAGCGAAGUCCAGCGCCAAGCCAUCUACAGAGUACACCUAGAAAAAAUGUCUCAUCGUUGUUAUAUUGUCCUUUUACUCAACAUUUGGACUUUUGUGCUGAGUUUCCAAAUCUAUCAAUCUAUUUUUUGUGCUGAAUUUUGUAUGGAAAAAGGGAGGACGUGUCGUGCUUGGAAUCACCGAAUUAGGCCUCACACUAAUUCGAUGUUUCCUGCAAUCUGAUUGGCUCAAUACGAUUUCUGCCGAAAUAUACUAUAGAUUUAUGUGUCGAUUCAUUUUCUCCGAGUCACUCCAGUUUAGAAUAAUAUGUUGCAACUAUAACGGUAGGACCCAAACUACCGCCAUGGAGACUACGACGACGCGGCGCCUCCACAUAGCGGACUCGCCCUCGCGCGGCAGAUCGCCAUGAUCAGCUACCGCACGCACGAUGUGUACACGGAUAAAUUUGGCCGACACACCCAAGUCGACGACGAUGCCGCCGGAGUGUUUACAGUUCAGUCGUACUUGGACUACCAAGGGCGCAAGUUCCUCACUCGCUUCGACGCCAACGCAUAUAUUGCCAUCACCAAGAUGAUGGACACACACGACAUUGGCCGGGGUCGCGGCGGGGUCGAGGCGGCGUGCCGGCAGCUCGAGGCGCUGCCGAUCCUGAUCGCCGGUAUCGAAUCGGAUUUGGUGUACCCCCUCAGCGAACAAGCCCAGCUACACGCGUACUUGCCGCACUCGGUGUUCCACUCAAUUCAAUCGCCCCAUGGCCACGAUGGGUUUUUACUGGAGCAGGACAUCGUGGGGAAGGCACUGACGGCAUUUUUGGAGUAAGUUUUGAAGCGGACUUGGUGCACGUCUGACAAGAACCCAACGAGACGACGGAAGAUAUAUAUUUGUUCUCUCGUUGGCUUCGUCAAGUCACUUUGACGUUGCCGCAGUGGUCGGUUGAGAAAGGGUUUAACCUACAAUAACACCAAACAUGUACACACAGUGUAACUACCCAGA
This is a messenger RNA of Aphanomyces astaci, 1637 nucleotides long. RefSeq names its product homoserine O-acetyltransferase, variant. Gene Ontology annotation, molecular function: homoserine O-acetyltransferase activity. The record is from RefSeq and is a predicted model, not a curated record. The coding region runs from base 75 to 866 and encodes 263 amino acids. NCBI's taxonomy places the organism in Eukaryota, Oomycota, Saprolegniomycetes, Saprolegniales, Verrucalvaceae. The transcript is spliced from 3 exons. Gene Ontology annotation, biological process: L-homoserine metabolic process.